UCUCUUAUUCGUUCUCUCUCUCUCUCUCCCCCCUCCUCUCUUUCUUUAUAACAUAAUAUCAAACUAUUUAUAUUUUUUACAUUUAUAGAUCGGACGUAUUCCCUCGUCGUUUCAACGAUCAGUUUCGUUUCUUCGUCGAUUUAUUAUUAAACGUUUCUAUUUGCAAAAACGCAAAAAUGGAAUUUGGUGAUUGAUCGUUUUGGUAUCUUAUCUUCGACUAAAAUAGUAUUCUUUAGAUACAAAGAUAUUAAAAAAUAAAUCCCCUGAGAGGAAUGAUGAGACUAUCUGGAAAGAAAGAGACAGACAGAGAGAGAGAGAGAGAGAGAGAGAGAGAGACAAUUUUCUAAAGUAAAAGAGAUGUUAUUAACGCGUCACUGAUGAUUUAUUAAAUAGAACCAGAUCGUUUAUUAGAUAAAAACUUUUGAUAGGAAGACGGAGAAGGAGUCACUUUGAACACCGUUUUGCUCUCUAAACGAGAAAACUAUCUCUGCUCGCCUUUCAGCGUCUCACAUGGAGGCUAGAUUUCCGUUUUAAUUCGAUUUUCGGUCCUAAGUUACGUUUAAAGUGGUUAGAAAUUUUCUGAGACAGAUUAAAGAGAAAAUGUCGAUACGUAUCUUUCCAUCGAUCCGUUUCCUUUUAAUUCCAAGUCUAAAUUAGAAUCUUGAUUUGAAACCUAGCUAUCAAACCACUUCAAAGAAGAUUAUGUAAAUGAUUGUGAAAAAAACUAUUGCAUAAUUUCGUGCGAGGACGACUCGUCUUUGUUGUUCUCUACUCCGUUAUUAUUUUUAUUUCUUUUUCUAUCCUCAAAAAAGAAAGAAAAGAAAAAAAAAAAAAAAAAAAAGAAAAAGAAGGUCGGACUUCCGAGAUUGGAUAUUAAUUGCACCGAUUAUCUCUGAAACGAUUAUCUACUUUAGCUCGCGUACGUAAAUUAUUACGAUUCAUUAUAUAUUUUCAAAAAUAUGAUUAGACGUAAAAGCGCAUUCUAUCUAUUUAUUUGUAAAUUCAUAUUAUACGAUUUUGCUUUAAAUUACCCCGUUAUUAAUUAUUAUAAAUAAUAUUAUAAUAUUAUAAAAUUCCAAAGAUAAAGAAGAAAAAAAGAAUCAAGAUCAGCGCAAAAAGAAUGAGCCAGGAUUUAGUUAUAUUAUACAUCAAUAAAGUCGGAACGUGUUAGAUUAAUGUUGAAAGUCCUUGCUAAUCGAAUCGAACGCGUAUCGUAGAUACGCUGAUCAAUACCUUCAAAGUACUAUAACUCGAUGCGAAAAUCUCUAUUUUCAUAAUCGAUUUCUCCUUCGCUCGUUUCCAUCAUUUGUAUUUACAUAGACAAAGAGAUAAUUUUUGCUAUUUGUUCGUAUAAUACUAAUCGUGAAAGGAAAAAAAAACAAGAAAUAUUUAUCAACUAGCGAGAUACUCUGAAGAAAAAAUAGAAAAGAAAAUAAAAAAAAGAAAAAACAUAAAAAAAUAAUAAAAAGCUAAUCGUUGUACUCGAAUAUUCAUCUGGAAAGAGUUUGGAAGGAAUCGAACGAUUCACAUGGAUGAAAUCACAUCCGGCAUCCUGUCGAUUCGUUUUUCUCUAGGGCGACUAUAGAUUUAUCCCUCGUUUUUUUUUCACAUCUCUCCUUCUUCCUCGUUCUCUUCCCCUUUCAACUUCGUGGCGUGGUACAAUCGAUUCACGAAAAAGUUUGAGAAAAACAGGUGCCGAGGAUAUUAUCCGAUAGAUGAGCUAAGGGACUUGUGGUUUGAGAGCCGAAGAUUAAUGAGAGAAAAUUGAGCCACCCUUCUCCAACAUCUUCUCUCUCAUUCUUUUUUUUUAAUAUCGUUUCUUGUUCCCUUCUUUGACUUCUUGCGAGUCUUAAAUUUCGCGUCUCUUUCUCUUUCCCUUCCAAUGGCACAAUCGAUUGCUAUCGCGACAAAGAGAUUGCAUCCUUUUGGUCUCUCCUUUCGCAUUAAAUUCGAAACGUUGCUCGACGAACGCUACUAGUUUAAUUAAUCCUCCUUUCAUAUCGCAACCUGUUGAUCUCCUUUUAUAUAUAUAUAUAUAUAUAUAUAUAUCUUUUUUUUUAUUUUUCUACCCUCGACAUGCCACCUGGGAAACUUCUUCUACAUUGCUACGAGUGACGUCGAUCUCUUUUCUUGAUAUGUCACUUGAGACGCGUUUAUAUUUAUAGUUAUAACAUUUCUACCUUCGAGAAAAAACUGAAAGGAUAGAGGAGAAUCCGUGUUUCAUAUCUAUCAGAUUUUCCUCGUUUCGAACUCGGAACUUUACGAAGGGAAAUAUCGAAAGGGAGAAAGAGAGAUAAAGAAAGGAAUAUCGCAAACAAAUGGAUCGUGCAAUUUCGUAUAUGUAUGUGUAUGAUGUAGAUUUCCGAUCCAAUAAACAAUGUAGAAAAUAUAUUUGAAAAGAGGUGUAUAAAUGUGCGCGUGCGUGUGUGUGUGGGUGGGCGUAUGUAUGUAUCCGUGUAUGUGUGUAUAUGGUUUGGUUUGUUCAUCUCGUUUAAAAGAUGCUUUACAAGAGAAGGAUUUGUUGGCAAAAAGAGGAAAGCAAGGUGCCGCGAACUUUAGUAUUUAAAUCUCAUGAAAAUGAAGAGAAAAGAAUAGUGAUCGAGAAAGAAAUCUCAUGAAAAUGCUGCGAGUUCUUUAUUCAAUGAUAAAUGUUAAGGAACGAAAUCGUUGAAGGUUCAUUAUUGAGAAAGAGAACGAAAUAAAGGAGGAGUUGAAGAUCUCACAAAAUGUCGUCCGACGUCGGUCAGAACAGAGAACAAAGAAGUAAUCGAAAUCAAAGCUAUGACGUUGAUGUAACUGUUGGGAAAAACGCAACCGAUGGCAUAUUUCUAAUACCAGAGUAUUUCAACGUCACUUCUCUGGACAUUAACGCGACCGAGGAAAUUGACUCUUUCUAUUUUUAUGAGACCGAACAAUUCACAGUUUUGUGGUUAUUAUUCGUUGUGAUCGUUGCUGGUAACACUGCAGUUCUUGCUGGUCUUUUGCUUGGAAAACGUCGAAAAUCUCGGAUGGACUUCUUCAUCAAGCAACUGGCGUUCGCAGAUCUUUUGGUCGGUUUGAUAUCAGUUCUGACGGAUAUAAUUUGGAGAACUACGGUGACCUGGCAUGCUGGUAACAUUGCCUGCAAACUCAUCAGGUUUAUGCAAGCCGUCGUCACCUAUAGUUCUACGUAUGUAUUGGUUGCACUAUCGAUCGACAGAUACGACGCUAUUACACGACCGAUGAACUUUUCAGGAAGUUGGUGGAGAGCUCGAGUAUUGGUGGUGGUUGCUUGGAGUCUCUCAGCACUUUUCAGCAUUCCCAUCAUCUUUCUCUACGAGGAAAAACGUAUACAAGGAAUGAAGCAAUGCUGGAUAGACUUGGGAUCUUCGAUUCAAUGGAGGAUUUACAUGAGUUUGGUGAGCUUUACCCUAUUCAUAGCUCCCACCCUUAUAAUAGGAGGCUGUUAUAUGGUCAUCGUAGCAACGAUAUGGUCACAAGGAAGCGCAUUACGUCAAGGUCCUACUAGGGAUACUAGAAGAGCUUCGUCUAGGGGUCUUAUACCAAGAGCCAAGAUCAAAACCGUUAAGAUGACCUUCGUCAUAGUGUUCGUAUUCAUCCUUUGUUGGAGUCCAUACAUAAUCUUCGAUCUCCUUCAAGUUUACGGACACGUGCCGAAAACGCAGACGAACAUUGCAGUAGCAACUUUUAUACAAAGUUUAGCGCCAUUGAAUUCUGCUGCCAAUCCCAUAAUUUAUUGCCUUUUCAGCACGCCAUUCUGCAAAAAUGUACGGCGAUUUCCUGGGUUUCGGGAUGGUGCACUGCAAAUCCACAUCACUGCUUUGGCACCGGUGGUGCUAAAACCGCAAGUACAAGGACGACAGUGACGACGUCCCUGACGGCACAUUCAUCUCGUAAAAGUGGACCAGGGAUGCUGCACUCGACAACUUCGAGAAAGCACGUGAUGGUGUCGUUGGUUUAAAUUGUUUAAAAGACCACCAAGAGAAGGAGAGCAAAUAUCUUAAGCUUUUACUUAUAUUUCUUUCCCUAAUUCCCGAAGAAACACGCCGAAAAGGAAUGGCCGAGCAGCCUAUUUGCGAGCCACCAAUCAGCGAAUUCUUUCUUUAGUUUACCAGAGAGCAAGCUCGGCUUUACUUUAACAAUAAAUCACCUUAGAACGUUCUUUGAUCCUAAGUGAAAUUUUUACACAAAUUUUAUUCAUUUUUUACAAAAUUCUACGAGGUCUCCAAAUUAAGACUACUGUUACAAAUUAUAAAUCGUUGAAAUGAUAAAACUGUUCGUGAAAGUAUUAUAAAUAUUUAUAAUUAGAACAUUUCCUCGAACUGGAUUUCAGUUUUUCUGCAGCAAUAUCUCUUUCACAAUUACUUUUAAUUUUCUGUCUUUCGGUAUCUCAUCGAGAUGUCUCAAAAGAAGAUAUUUUUCUCUCGUAUCGCCAUUUAAAUUGUGUCUUUUAACGAGCACGGACUUUAACCUACAUUUAUGAAUGCUUUAAAGUUUAAAUCCUUGGAGAAAGGAAGCUAAUGAAGAAAAAAAAAGAAAAGAAAA
Molecule: messenger RNA, 4545 nt
Organism: Vespa mandarinia (Asian giant hornet)
Lineage: Eukaryota; Metazoa; Arthropoda; Insecta; Hymenoptera; Vespidae
Gene: CCAP-R
Product: Crustacean cardioactive peptide receptor
Biological process (GO): neuropeptide signaling pathway
Cellular component (GO): plasma membrane
Molecular function (GO): neuropeptide receptor activity; vasopressin receptor activity
Source: RefSeq, a predicted model, not a curated record